UAGUCUGUCAGUUUCAUGUAUUGCAAAUCAAACAACUGCUGACGCCCGUUCCCCUCCACACACACACGUACACACAAAACCGUCAGUCAACCAAUGUGUCCGCACCCCACACAGACGGACAGACACAUACACACACCCACCUCCCUCGCUCCCCACCCACCCCAUACACAUUGCGCCUCCCGCUGCUCUGCACACACACUAAUCUCACUGACUCUAACUAUAAUAUGGAUUAUACGCAACGUUCGGUGAUGCGGUACGAUCUUCCUGCCUGCCUGCCCGCGGCCGUCUCGAUUGACGGCAUACACAGCACACGUUUCGUUUGGAAAAUGAACAAACACGCACACACGCACACAUACGACCGACAAGUGCAGUUCAGUAAGUCGAUCGACCAAAGUGCACCCCUCCUCUCUCCCUCCUCUCCUCUUAAACACACAUCCCGCCAUCCUUGUCUGUGUGGGAAUGGCUCAGUCAGUCGAAUUGCACGCUGCCCGUCAGAGGCGAUGGUCGAGGCCAUCGAGCCCACACGAGCACUGGUCGCCCCGAAGUGCUUCGAGUCGGGCGAGUUGGACCAAGAGUCGGUGGGCGUCUCGGGAGGGAGCAGACGGCUGCUGCUGCUGGUGCUGCUUGAAGGCCACGGCGUACUGUACUUCGUUUAUUCCAUUCUUCGGACCGUCCACCUCACUGGCCGGGUGACCCACACACACAGAGAGAGCGAGAGAGAGAGAAAGAGAGAGAGAGAGAAGGGACACACAUGCGUCUCUGCGGGCUUGGGCGUGGCGUGGGUUGGUGGAGGGGGGAAGAGUACCUGCAGUAGCGUCGCAUCUCUUCGACGGUCCGUGUGGUGCCUCCAGGAAUGCGAUGUCAGCACCCAUUAUUGCGUGGACAGCCUGGCAGCGGCGGAUAGCCUCGUCGAGCC
Molecule: messenger RNA, 916 nt
Organism: Vitrella brassicaformis
Lineage: Eukaryota; Vitrellaceae
Source: the annotation of a GenBank genome assembly